AAUUCCAUGGUGUGUUGCGCGAGCUGGGAUCGGGAUGGCGAGCUGUUCGCUACGGCGGGUACGAGCAAGUCCAUUUGCGUAUACGAGACGAGUGCGGUGAUGACUUUAGGAGCGCGCGUGCACUGCCCAGCGGUGGAGUUUGAAGCGCACUCCAAGGUUUCGGCGUUGUGCUACAACCCGUACGUGAAGCAAUCCAUCGCGUCUGGUGAUUAUCAAGGCGUCGUACAACUUUGGGAUGUGCAGAAAGAAACGUCCACCUGGGAGAACACCACCCACAGAAGACGAGUGUGGAGUAUCGACUUUAGCCACAUCGACCCGACUAAGCUUGCCAGCGCGUCUGACGACGGUACGGUUCGCAUCUUUUCCACGACGACGAAGGAAGGCGUGUGCACGCUUCAAAACCGCGCCAACGUGUGCUCGGUGAAAUUCCACCCGACGUCGGCACAUAUGCUCGCCAUCGGAAGCGCCGAUCACAGGAUCCAUGUGUACGACCUUCGCCAGCCGAGCACGCCUUUGAUGACGCUGCAAGGCCAUCGUAAGGCCGUUUCUUACGUGCACUGGGUCGGCGAUGAGUUGGUUUCGGCGUCGACGGAUAACACGCUCAAGCUUUGGGACAUCAAGAGAAACGAUCCCAGAACGGCGUGCGUGCGAACGUACGUGGGCCACACCAACGAGAAGAACUUCGUCGGGUUGAGCACCAACGCUGAUGGGUACAUCGCGUGCGGUUCGGAAGACAACAUCGUGCACGUGUACGCGAAACAUGCAUCCUCUCCCGUUGCGCACUACGGCUUCGCCGACAAGCCGACGCCGAUGUCGCACAACAGACGCGACAAGGGUGGAUUUAUCUCAUCUGUCGUGUGGUCUCCGAACUCCAAACACCUUCUCGCCGCCAAUUCCCGCGGCCAUCUGAAGAUUCUCUCCCUC
Messenger RNA from Ostreococcus lucimarinus CCE9901, 924 nucleotides. RefSeq lists its product with no specific name. The record is from RefSeq and is a predicted model, not a curated record. Lineage: Eukaryota; Viridiplantae; Chlorophyta; Mamiellophyceae; Mamiellales; Bathycoccaceae. Gene Ontology annotation, molecular function: protein binding. The transcript has a single exon. Gene Ontology annotation, biological process: photomorphogenesis. The annotation marks the transcript as partial.